GACGCGCAGACUGCGCUCGCGGCCCCGGCUGCCUUCCUCUCCUCCCCUGCGGGGGCGUCGGGGUCCGGGCCCGGGGCCGUAACCCGAGCCCCCUCAUUGUGUGCGCCCGACUGUAUUUGCAUAGCCUGCCUCGGGCUCCCGGCGGGGCUCCCGGCUGGCCAUGAGGCUCGGGGUCCCGCCUGGGGCACCGUCGAGCUCGUGGACAGCCUGGGGACUUCGGCCCAGCCACUCGCCGAGUAGCAGGAGCUUGGCGGGACGUGCGCUGUCGGACAACAUCUACCCGGUGGAGGACCUCGCCGCGGCCGCCGCGGCCACUUCGGUGUCCAUCUUUCCCAAUGCCGAUCUAGGAGGACCCUUUGACCAGAUGAACGGGGUGACGGGAGAUGGCAUGAUCAACAUUGACAUGACUGGAGAGAAGAGGCCCCUGGAUCUGCCCUACCCCAGCAGCUUCGCGCCGGUGUCUGCCCCUCGCAACCAGACCUUCACUUACAUGGGCAAGUUCUCCAUCGACCCCCAGUACCCCGGUGCCAGCUGCUACCCAGAGGGCAUCAUCAACAUCGUGAGCGCCGGCAUCCUGCAGGGGGUCUCGGCCCCGGCCUCCACCACGGCCUCGUCCAGCGGCUCCUCGGCCUCCCCCAACCCCCUGGCCGGGGGGCCCCUGGGCGUGUGCACCAUGUCCCAGACGCAGCCGGACCUGGACCACCUGUACUCGCCGCCCCCUCCUCCCCCGUACUCGGGCUGCGGCGGAGACCUGUACCAGGACCCCUCGGCCUUCCUGCCUUCGGCCACCACGUCGGGCGCCUCGUCGGCCCUGGCCUACCCUCCGCCCCCCUCCUAUCCGUCCCCCAAGCCCGCCACCGACCCGGGCCUCUUCCCCAUGAUCCCCGACUACCCCGGCUUCUUCCCGCCUCAGUGCCAGCGGGACCUCCACGGGCCAGGCGGCCCCGACCGCAAGCCCUUCUCGUGCCCCCUGGACUCUCUGCGGGUGCCCCCCCCUCUCACCCCGCUCUCCACCAUCCGCAACUUCACCCUGGGCAGCCCCGGGGCCGGGGCGGCCGGGCCGGCGGGCUCGGGGGGCGGCGAGGGGGGCCCCCGGCUCUCGGGCAGCGCCGCCGCCUACAACCCGCACCACCUGCCGCUGCGCCCCAUCCUGCGCCCGCGGAAGUACCCGAACCGGCCCAGCAAGACCCCCGUCCACGAGCGCCCGUACCCGUGCCCGGCCGAGGGCUGCGACCGGCGCUUCUCGCGCAGCGACGAGCUGACCCGGCACAUCCGCAUCCACACUGGGCACAAGCCCUUCCAGUGCCGCAUCUGCAUGCGCAACUUCAGCCGCAGCGACCACCUCACCACCCACAUCCGCACCCACACGGGCGAGAAGCCCUUCGCCUGCGACUACUGCGGCCGUAAGUUCGCCCGCAGUGACGAGCGCAAGCGCCACACCAAGAUCCACCUCCGGCAGAAGGAGAGGAAGAGCGGGGCACCCCCGCCGUCCUCGGGGGGCUCCUCCGCCUCCUGCCCGGGGGUCACCCCGUCUGGGGGCGCCCUGUGCGGCGGCGGCGGCGGUGGCUCUCUGCCUGGGGGUCCCCUGGCCUCUUGCACCUCUAGGACCCGGACACCUUGAGCAGAGACUCGAGCCCCACCAGCUCCUCCGGGGCCCGCCGGGCCCUUGCCCAAGCUGAGCUGCACAAACACUACCACCGGCUCCUCGCCCCUCUCUUCGAAGCCAGAAGGGCCUGGGGUGAGGGGACCCUCCCUGCUCCCCUUGCUGACCCUGGGCUAAUUUGGCCUCUCCUAGAGGAGGCGGCUGACCAAAGGGGUCCGGGGAAGGGGCUGCAAGGAGGAUCCCGGCCCGCACAAGCCGGGGGCUCCUGGCCUGCUUUCCAAAGGGCUGUCGGCCAGAGUUUUCACUCUGGGGUCCCCCUUCCCCUGCCCCCCUUAGCUAUGCUGUGUCCAUGACAGCAGCCUCUUGACUCCGGGCAUCAGCGUCCAUCUGGGACCUGUUAAAGUGGGUGGGGAGGUGCUGAUGCCCUCGAGGACCCAAACCAAGGCGCACUUUAUGGGGGCGGCUGUCGGGGACCCUUGACCGGCCUCAGCCCUUUGAGCAAUAUGUCAGAACGAACAGAGAACAGACGUGCAAUCCGACGAGACGGACUCGGCCAUCUCUCCUUUUUCAGGAGUCUGAAAUGUAAAUGGCUAUUUUUUCAGCGUCUUUUCCCUCCGAUACUCACUGAGUAUUUCUUCGUAUGUGCACUGUUCUCCCGGAUAGGGAAGCCGAGAGGACGGCCUGGAGCAGGAAUCAGGAUAACUUAUUGAGGGGGGAUGUACAUAGAUCUCCGAACCUGGGAUGGGUGCAUGCGAUCGUGUGGCGUGUCCUGGUGCCUUGUGUGAUGUAGACAACGUUGCCGCGUCUGCAUGUCAAUGGGUUGCCUUAUGAAUGACUGAAAAAUCACUCCCUGGUUUUAGGAUAGCUGUACAUUUCUGCCUAUUAAUAUUUGGAUUUUUUUUUAGAAACUCUAUUUUUGUACGCUGUUUUGUGACUCGAGUGUUCCUUUUGGAGUAAAAUCUCAAACAGAGAUGUAAAUAGCACGGCCGGAGCCCACUCCUUUGGCCCUACACUCCCCCGAGUUAGAGGUUGAGUUGUUUAUCAGCACUAACUGGAAUCUGGAUGAUGGGUAGUCUGUGAUCCUAGUGUAAAUAAAUCCUUUUCAACAAUA
Molecule: messenger RNA, 2714 nt
Organism: Monodelphis domestica (gray short-tailed opossum)
Lineage: Eukaryota; Metazoa; Chordata; Mammalia; Didelphimorphia; Didelphidae
Gene: EGR2
Product: early growth response 2
Biological process (GO): regulation of transcription by RNA polymerase II
Molecular function (GO): RNA polymerase II cis-regulatory region sequence-specific DNA binding; DNA-binding transcription factor activity, RNA polymerase II-specific
Source: RefSeq, a predicted model, not a curated record